UCCCCUGUCCUUGUCCUGGGCUUGUUCCUUGCCUCUCACCUAUCUUCAGACACAACUCUGACGCUGCUGCCCACCAUGUCGGCUGCCCCCAGCCUCCUGCACCAGGAGCUGUCCUGCCCGCUGUGUUUGCAGCUUUUCGACGCGCCCGUGACCGCAGAGUGCGGCCACAGCUUCUGCCGUGCCUGCCUCAGCCGAGCUGCAGGGGAGCCGGCGGCGGACGGCACGGCGCCCUGCCCGUGCUGCCAGGCACCCACGCGGCCGCAGGCGCUCAGCACCAACCUGCAGCUGGCGCGCCUGGUGGAGGGGCUGGCACAGGUGCCGCAGGGCCACUGCGAGGAGCACCUAGACCCGCUCAGCAUCUACUGCGAGCAGGACCGCGCGCUUGUGUGCGGCGUGUGUGCCUCGCUGGGAUCGCACCGCGGCCACCGCCUGCUGCCUGCAGCUGAAGCCCACGCGCGCCUCAAGACACAGCUCCCACAACAGAAGCUGCAGCUGCAGGAGGCAUGUACGCGCAAGGAGAAGAGUGUGGCUGUGCUGGAGCAUCAGCUGACAGAGGUGGAGCAGACAGUGUGUCAGUUCCAGGGGGCUGUGGGGGAGCAGCUGGGCAAGAUGAGGGACUUCCUGGCUGCACUGGAGGGCUCCUUGGACAGUGAAGCGGAGCGUGUGCAGAGUGAGGCUGGGGUUGCCUUGCGGCGGGAGCUGGGGAGCCUGAACUCUUAA
Messenger RNA from Phyllostomus discolor (pale spear-nosed bat), 720 nucleotides. RefSeq names its product tripartite motif-containing protein 72-like. Gene Ontology annotation, molecular function: zinc ion binding. The coding region runs from base 76 to 720 and encodes 214 amino acids. The record is from RefSeq and is a predicted model, not a curated record. The transcript has 4 exons. NCBI's taxonomy places the organism in Eukaryota, Metazoa, Chordata, Mammalia, Chiroptera, Phyllostomidae.